AUGAGCAGCUCUAAAGCAUCACCAGCGAGCCUAUCUCAGCAGCAGCUGAGUAGUGUGCGUCAUCCCGGCAUCUCCGGCUUCUCCAGCGCCAUCUACCGCGGUGCGCUGAACCACAGCGCCUCGGCAGAGCUGCAGGAGGGCUAUCGCAUCUUGACGAAUGGCCAAAUGGCAAGCAUCAUUAGCGACAAGGAACUCUACAGGGCGUUCCACAACUGCGGCCUGCACACAACCGAAGAGGAAGUGAACGAUCUGCUCCGCAUCGUGCACCAGGAUGAGCACGCUCUCGGGCUGGAAUUUUCGGAGUUCAUGAUGCUGAUGACGAAGGAAAUCGAUGAGCAGUCGAUGGAGGAGAUGCGGCACGCCUUCCGCUUGCUUGACCAAAAUAAUACUGGAACCAUCACCAAGAAGCAGUUCACUGAGCUCUUCGUUUCCGCCGGGGAGCACAGCAGCGCCGAGGAGCUAGAAGAACUGAUGCUGCUGGCCGAGACGUCAGAGGAGUCGGAGGUGGUGGACUACAACAAGCUCGUUAACGAGCUCGCCAUCCGACUGAACAAGAUGUAG
Molecule: messenger RNA, 561 nt
Organism: Leishmania braziliensis MHOM/BR/75/M2904
Lineage: Eukaryota; Euglenozoa; Kinetoplastea; Trypanosomatida; Trypanosomatidae
Product: putative ef-hand protein 5
Exons: 1
Coding region: 1-561 (186 amino acids)
Cellular component (GO): myosin II complex
Molecular function (GO): calcium ion binding
Source: RefSeq, a predicted model, not a curated record